This is a messenger RNA of Cryptotermes secundus, 2035 nucleotides long. Its product is annotated as protein yellow. The transcript has 6 exons. Gene Ontology annotation, cellular component: extracellular region. The record is from RefSeq and is a predicted model, not a curated record. The coding region runs from base 88 to 1431 and encodes 447 amino acids. NCBI's taxonomy places the organism in Eukaryota, Metazoa, Arthropoda, Insecta, Blattodea, Kalotermitidae.
GAAGUCCCUAACAGUCUGUCAACGUUCUCCAGGAACACAACUGUCCACUUCACGCACUAGCAGUACUCAGCAGACACAGGCAGAGCCAUGGCGGUGUUGGCUGUAUUGCUACUGGUGUUCCUGGGAACCUCGAAUCCCACGCGAGCAGCGAGAUUACUCGAAGUUCUUUUCGAGUGGAAGGAUGUGGAGUUCGCAUUUCCUAGUCCGUCCGCUAGAGAAGUGUUGAUCAAGACGAGAGCUUAUAUUCCGGGCAAUUCCUUUCCCAUAGAUGUGGACGCUUGGCAGCAGGGUUCAGCCGAGAGCGAAGUGUUCGUAACAAUCCCGCGCUUCAAGCCUGGGGUACCCGCAACACUCACCACAGUGGUCCAGACCGAAAAUGGUCAGCCCUUGCUGCUACCGUAUCCAGACUGGAGUUGGCACAGAGAGGGUUCCUGUGAGGGCAUUACUUCCGUGUUCAGAGUUCAGAUUGACCCAUGUGGCCGGUUAUGGGUGAUAGAUUCCGGUACAGUCAAUAUCUUGUCCAGUGACGUCAAAAGAAUCUGCCAGCCGCAACUUCUUGUAUUCAACCUGAAGAACAAUAGGCUCCUACUGCGCUAUCGAAUACCUGACAGCGUCCUUCGGGAACAUUCCAUCCUGACCACAGUCGCUGCCGACAUCCUCGAUGUAAAAGGCCGUUGCCAGGAAGCUUUCGCCUACAUAGCUGACGUCACUGGCUUCGGCCUAAUUGUUGUUGACGCGCAUCGAGAGAAAUCAUGGCGAGUAACCAGUAAUUACUUUUACCCUGACCCUCUGAAUGGACACUUCAAUAUUAACAACGAACAGUUUGACCUGAUGGACGGCGUACUUGGUCUAGCGUUGUCUCCAGCUCAGAACGGCAAGAAGGACAAGACACUGUACUUCCACAGCCUGGCGGGUGUCCGAGAGUCUUGGGUAUCUGCAGCACUUCUGCGCAACGAAUCUAACUUCGAAAAUAACAACAAUGCUGUUGCUGAUAAGUUCUACGUUUCUCAAGGCACUCGGCCAGGACAGUCAGCUGCUUCUACGAUGGAUGGUGAGGGCGCUGCUCUAUUCUUCAGCGUUCUCACCAAGAAUUCACUCAACUGCUGGAACCCAAGAUUGCCCUACAAUGAAAACAACAUUGUGGAGCUCGACCGAGAUGACGUGACAUUUCAAUUUGCCAGUGGUCUGAAGGUGAUUCGUGACCGCUCAGGCAAGGAGUGGAUAUGGGCGCUCACGUCCAGGUUCCAGAACGUCAUGGUAAGCAAGGUAAAUCCGGAAGAGGUAAACUACAGGAUCCUGCGAGCGCCGGUCGCGGAACUCGUCAAGGGCACCAGUUGUGCAGCCCAGAGAUCUGCGUCCUACUUCUCUAUGGCGCAGGCCAUCGGGGGCAACUCACACAAACCCGGUUCCGCGUCACUAUUGUUCCAUUAAUACAGACUUUAAGAGUUAACCGAGCAAAUAACCAGGAAGAAGCAGGCCGCAAGCAGAACCUACUACUGUUAGGAUAGCACAGUGGAUCCACUCGGCUUACGUGUAUAUUUACACCAACUGUACGGUACGCUAAUUGUGACUAUGAACAGAGCCUGAAGAUGGCACACAUGUGCCAAAAGAUUUCGUCUCAGACAGCAACCCAACGACCGUUGGUGAGGAAACAUUUCAGGAAGCCAUAACAAAGUCUGCCUCCUGCUUUUUCUGGCUACCUUCUUGGCAUACCCUUCAAUCUUAAAGAAUGAGGCAGCGUGUUCCUCCGAAACGUCGGUGAACUUCAAACGAACCACGCGGUAUUUUAUCCCAGAAGAUAGCAAGUACUCUACUAGCAAGCUUUUCUUCAGCACAUUGUGUGGUAUGUCUCCAGGUGAUUAAUUCGUCUACUGGGUUAGAGAUUGUGAAUAUUACGCCAAGCAAUAACAUUGACCUCUAGGAGAUGCAAGCCUGGAAUCUUUGCAACAAUAAUUUGUCGAUUUUAAUUUAGUACUUAUGCAUAUAAACAUGAAAUAUACAGAAAACUAAUAAAAUGUUUUAGUAUUUAUGUGUA